Pestalotiopsis fici W106-1 is the source of this 645-nucleotide messenger RNA. RefSeq names its product Endoplasmic reticulum vesicle protein 25. Gene Ontology annotation, biological process: intracellular protein transport; Golgi organization; endoplasmic reticulum to Golgi vesicle-mediated transport. Gene Ontology annotation, cellular component: endoplasmic reticulum-Golgi intermediate compartment; endoplasmic reticulum; COPII-coated ER to Golgi transport vesicle. NCBI's taxonomy places the organism in Eukaryota, Fungi, Ascomycota, Sordariomycetes, Amphisphaeriales, Sporocadaceae. The transcript is spliced from 3 exons. The coding region runs from base 1 to 645 and encodes 214 amino acids. The record is from RefSeq and is a predicted model, not a curated record.
AUGGCAUUUUCCCGGACAUGGCUGCAGUACGUCUGCGGCCUCCUAUUCUUCAUUUCCUCCAUCUCUGCUCUCAAGUUCGAUCUCGAGGCCAAGCACGGCAAGAAUGAGAGGUGCAUACGGAAUUUCGUCGCCAAGGACACGCUGGUCGUGGUGACGGCCACAAUCGACGGACGCAAGGGCGAUGGAAUGGCUGUCAACAUCAAUAUCAAGGAUGCCGUAGGAAAUGAGUAUGGUCGCGCCAAGGAUGUUGUCGGCGAGUCGCGACAGGUCUUUACUUCGCACGCCGACGCUGCGUUCGAUGUUUGCUUCGAGAACCUUCUCACUGGCAGACCGGGUAACCCUUACCGCCACGUCGAGCUCGACAUUGACAUUGGUGCCGACGCGAAAGACUGGUCCGCUAUUCAGGCCACCGAGAAGCUGAAGCCAAUCGAGGCCGAGCUCCGCCGUAUCGAGGAGACAAUUUCCGAAAUCGUUACCGAGAUGGACUACCUUCGUUCGCGUGAGCAGAAGCUGCGAGACACAAACGAGAGCACAAACACCCGUGUCAAGUGGUUCGGCAUUGGCACGACCAUGUUGCUCAUUGCCCUUUGGGGCUGGCAGAUCAUGUAUCUCAGGGCAUACUUCCGCAGCAAGCACUUGAUCUAA